Messenger RNA from Drosophila grimshawi, 1662 nucleotides. It is a transcript of the gene Gasp, whose product is annotated as protein obstructor-E. Lineage: Eukaryota; Metazoa; Arthropoda; Insecta; Diptera; Drosophilidae. The transcript has 5 exons. Gene Ontology annotation, cellular component: extracellular region. Bases 197 to 904 code for a protein of 235 amino acids. The record is from RefSeq and is a predicted model, not a curated record. Gene Ontology annotation, molecular function: chitin binding.
CAGUUUCAAGUCUCGUCGGUCCAAGUGGUGUGCGCUUGUCAAGUUUUUUGGUUUCAAAAGUGCUUCUCCCCCUUUUUGCUCAAUCUCAGAUUCGGGUUACGUUUCGUCGAGCAACAACAACAACAACAACAACAAACGGCUAAAAACGUUAUUACGAAACAACAACAACAAACAAACAAACAAAAACAACCACACAAUGAAGAAAUUUUUAGUUGUAUUUGUGGCAUUAUUCGGAGCCGCUGUGGCCCAACAGAGCUUCAAAUGCCCCGAUGAUUUUGGUUUCUAUCCACACGAUACGUCCUGCGAUAAAUACUGGAAGUGCGACAAUGGCGUCUCCGAACUGAAGACCUGCGGCAAUGGUCUCGCCUUCGAUGCCAACGACUCCAAAUUCCUAACGGAGAACUGUGAUUACUUGCACAAUGUGGAAUGUGGCGAGCGCACUGAGCUGGAACCACCAAUUACCACGCCACACUGCUCGCGUUUGUAUGGCAUCUUCCCCGAUGAGAACAAAUGCGAUGUGUUCUGGAACUGCUGGAACGGUGAACCAUCCAGAUAUCAGUGCUCUCCCGGCCUGGCCUACGAUCGCGAUGCCCGCGUCUGCAUGUGGGCUGAUCAGGUGCCCGAGUGCAAGAACGAAGAGGUUGCUAAUGGCUUCGCGUGCCCAGCUGCUGGUGAGCUGGCUAAUGCUGGAUCCUUCUCGCGUCACGCACAUCCCGAGGAUUGCCGCAAGUACUAUAUCUGCUUGGAGGGUGUUGCACGUGAAUAUGGCUGCCCCAUUGGCACUGUAUUCAAGAUUGGCGAUAGCGAUGGCACUGGCAACUGCGAGGAUCCCGAGGAUGUUCCCGGCUGCGAGGAUUACUAUGGCGAUGUAGACCUCAAAGCCUUAAAAAAAUUGGGCUUUUAAACAAUACAAAAAAUGAAAACAAAAAAAAAUUACCACAGAAAAAUAAGUAAAUAAAACAAAUAAAAUAAAGCACACACAAAAGCCAAGGCAGUUGGGAUAUCAGCAACCAUCCUGAAAUUGUGGCAUAAUGAGCAAGAAGCCAACAGCCAACAGCCACCAGCCAGGAAUAAGAUGCCAAAAGCAAGGAGCAGUUACAGCCGCUAUAACAGCGGGUUGAAAAAGGCUUGCCACACAGCGUUAAGUAUGCACAAAGAAUAUUAAGAAAUACUCACACACACACACACACACAAAUAUAUAUAUAAAUAUAUAUAUAUAUAUACAGCUAUAUAUUCUUAAACAGUUGACUUUAAAGACUGAAAAAAAGUAGAGACAGAGAAGCCUUACAAAUAACGACUACCCACAACUUACAUAAUGAAAGCAAAUUAAACAACGAUGAAGUAUUUAGUAUCCAAGACAAUACCCUAAAGACCGCGCAUGCUAAACCUGUAAAAUAUAUACAUAUAUUUCAUAUAUAUAUAUAAAUAUAUACCUAUUAUUAUACAUACAUAAUUGGCUUCAUUAGCACUUGCUGGAGCCACAAAAGAGUCGUAGUUGGUAGCAGAGAAAGAAAACUCAACUUUAACUUAACUUAUUAACCAAAUGUCAAAGAAUUAUUAAACACAACACAGCCGAAGCACAUACACACAUUAGUAUAUGCAAUGUAUAUAUAGCUGCCAAUUUAUAUAUUAAGCUUGAUAAAAAUAAAGAAAACAAACAAA